Messenger RNA from Laccaria bicolor S238N-H82, 1281 nucleotides. RefSeq lists its product as uncharacterized. Gene Ontology annotation, molecular function: adenylosuccinate synthase activity; GTP binding. Gene Ontology annotation, cellular component: cytoplasm. Gene Ontology annotation, biological process: 'de novo' AMP biosynthetic process; IMP metabolic process. NCBI's taxonomy places the organism in Eukaryota, Fungi, Basidiomycota, Agaricomycetes, Agaricales, Hydnangiaceae. The coding region runs from base 1 to 1281 and encodes 426 amino acids. The record is from RefSeq and is a predicted model, not a curated record. The transcript is spliced from 8 exons.
AUGAGCGUGACCGUCGUGCUGGGCUCACAAUGGGGGGACGAGGGUAAAGGGAAGCUUGUCGACAUUCUUUCUGCGGAAGUAGACAUCUGCGCGCACUGCGCAGGCGGGAGUAAUGCGGGGCACACGAUUGUUGUGCCUGUCGGGCCUGAAGACCUUCGCGUUCCAUUUGCUCCCCAGUGGUGCCUGUUGAAUCCCGCAUGCACGGGUCUGAUUGGGUCUGGCGUCGUUGUUCAUUUGCCAUCCCUCUUUAGUGAAUUGGACGCUUUGGCGGCUCAAGGCCUGGACUGCACGAAUCGCCUGUUUAUUUCCGAUCGCGCCCAUCUCGUGUUCGAUUUCCACAGGAUCGUUGAUGGCCUCAAAGAGGUCGAAUUGGGCGGCUCCUGGUACCAUUGGGACAACCAAAAAUGGAUUGGCCCAGCCUAUUCUAGCAAGGCUUCCCGCUCUGGCUUGAGGGUCCAUCACCUAUUCGACGAUACCUUUGCGGAGAAAUUUAGAAAACUGGUAGAGGGAUGGUUUAAGCGGUAUGGGAAAUUUGAAUACGAUACAGAGGGGGAGAUAUUGCGAUACAAGGUUCUCGCGGAACGGCUCAGGCCCUGCGUCAUCGACUGCGUGGUAUAUAUUCACCACGCUAUAUCGUCGGGGAAGCGCGUGCUUGUCGAGGGCGCUAACGCGCUCAUGCUUGAUCUCGACUUCGGGACGUACCCCUUUGUGACUUCGUCCUCCACCAGCGUCGGUGGGGUGUGCACGGGGCUCGGCAUCCCGCCCAAGAUGAUCGGUAAGCCUAUAGGCGUGGUGAAGGCAUAUACGACGAGGGUUGGCGGAGGUCCUUUUCCGACUGAACAGCUCAAUGACGUGGGCACGCACCUCCAAGAAGUUGGCAGGGAAUUUGGAACGAACACUGGGCGGCGCAGACGCUGCGGAUGGCUUGACCUUGUCGUGCUGAAGUACUCAUGUAUGAUCAACGGGUUCGACACCCUGAACAUCACCAAGCUCGACAUCCUGGACAAGCUCCCUGAGAUCAAAGUUGGUGUCAAGUACCUCGUUGAUGGGAAGGAGCUUUCUGGAUUCCCAGCUGACCUCGACCUUCUUGCCAAAGUUGAUGUAGAAUACGCCACACUACCUGGGUGGAACACCUCCAUCGUGGAUGUGACAUCAUGCGACGCGUUGCCGGAAAAUUGCAGGAAAUACAUCGAAUAUAUAGAGACCUUCCUUGGGGUGCCCGUGGAGUGGAUUGGAGUGGGCCCUGGGAGAAACAGUAUGUUGAUAAAGGAAGUGACAUAG